Molecule: messenger RNA, 1420 nt
Organism: Vigna radiata var. radiata (mung bean)
Lineage: Eukaryota; Viridiplantae; Streptophyta; Magnoliopsida; Fabales; Fabaceae
Exons: 2
Coding region: 1-1287 (428 amino acids)
Biological process (GO): protein phosphorylation
Molecular function (GO): protein kinase activity; ATP binding; polysaccharide binding
Source: RefSeq, a predicted model, not a curated record
AUGAGGUUAGAGAGAACAUUGUUGGUGGUAUUGCUACUUAUUCUACUCCACCAUAUUUCUGCUACCAAGGACCACCAACAACACCGUUGUCCACCUUCUUCCUGUGGUAACAUCACAAACAUCACUUAUCCAUUUCGAUUACAAGGCGACCCAGAGAAUUGUGGUGACGAAAGGUACGAGCUUGGUUGUCAGAAUAAUGUUGCUGUGUUGUAUCUGAACUCUACACAAUACCAUGUUCAAGCAAUAAACUACGACAACUACACCGUGAGAGUGGUUGACCCUGCACUUCAACACCACAACUGCUCCUCCCUUCCUCUCCGUUCCCUUUCUCGCUCCAAUUUCUCUGAUACUUACACUGAUUCUGGGGAUCUAUACCAAGCCGGUCUAUAUCCGAAUUUUAAUUGGGAAUCUCUGAGUUUCGAGCAUAUACUGUUUUUGAACUGUAACCAUUCGGUGAGAGAGAACGGGAAGUAUGUGGAAAGUGGUGAGUGCGUGAAGUGGGACUCAAAAGGCUAUGCAUAUGCAGUGGAUGGAGACCUAAAAGCUGAGGACUUAGAAGUUGGCUGUGACGUCAAGCUUGUUGCUCCCACAUCGUUCAGGACUUUCAAUAAGCAUUCAUACGCUGCCAUUCACAGGGCUCUCGCCUAUGGAUUUGAGAUCUCUUGGGUAAACCUCGCCUGUCAGAAUCAUUGUCCUGAAGGUUUUUGCUAUUUCGACUCUUCUAGCCAGAAGCUUAUGCAGAUUUUGCAUUUUGAUAUUAAACCCCAUAACAUCUUAUUGGAUGACAACUUCAUCCCAAAGAUUUCUGACUUUGGAUUAGCAAAGUUAUAUCCAAUAGAUAAUAGCAUUGUCACAAUGACAGCAGCAAGAGGAACCAUUGGAUAUAUGGCUCCAGAAUUGUUUUACAAUAAUAUUGGAGGAAUAUCCCACAAAGCUGAUGUCUAUAGUUUCGGAAUGUUGUUGAUGGAGAUGGCAAGCAAGAGGAAGAAUCUAAAUCCCCAUGCAGAACACUCAAGUCAACUUUAUUUUCCCCUUUGGAUAUAUAAUCAUAUUACANAAGAGGAAGAUAUAGAUAUAAAGGAUUUGAGCGAAGAGGAAAAGCUAAUAGUAAAGAAAAUGAUAAUAGUUGCACUUUGGUGUAUACAGUUAAAACCAAAGGAUCGUCCAUCAAUGAAUAGAGUAGUAGAAAUGCUUGAAGGAGACAUUGAAGAUUUGGAAAUACCUCCAAAACCUACUUUAUUUCCUGAUGAAAUGAGUUUAGAAGAUCAAANCGCCAGUUCUAUCUAAACAAUUUUGAAUGAAUUCAUCUGGUAGUGAUUGAAUAAAGGUAAUUGCAGGUUGCGGGAAAAAAGAGGUUGCGAAUUCGCAUUGCUUUGGUGAAAAAUAAGAAAAAGGGGAAGCAGGUAAAAUGUUAUAUUUG